Messenger RNA from Abrus precatorius (Indian licorice), 3518 nucleotides. RefSeq lists its product as uncharacterized. The coding region runs from base 868 to 3156 and encodes 762 amino acids. NCBI's taxonomy places the organism in Eukaryota, Viridiplantae, Streptophyta, Magnoliopsida, Fabales, Fabaceae. The transcript is spliced from 6 exons. The record is from RefSeq and is a predicted model, not a curated record.
CAAACUGACAGACACUGCGGUGGGGAUGAUAAGGCUAAGGUUUGCAUUUUUUUGUCAUUAAAAACAUUGAAACUGAUGCUAUUGUGGACACACAAACACAUGCCUCUUCCUUCAACUUCACCCCCAAAAUCCAACACCAACACCUAACUCACACACCCUAAUCUUCAUUUUCACCUUCUGCAAUUCCAAGAACCAAAAGCAUAAAUAAGAAAAAAAUAUAUAUAUUUUUUCAUUUUUGGGAACACCCUUCUACUUAAUUUUCACUUUUCUGCCCUUUUUUAUUUGUUGGGGUGAUUAUUUUCAUUUGAUCUGAAGGUUGAAUUGCAGAAGGUUAUUGAUAUGAUUUAUCCUCUGGACUCUUCUCUUACAAGCCUUCAUUGGCAUAGGCACUGAUUCUAUUACACAUCAUGAAUUGUUUGGGCUUCAUCUGUUGCCAGUACGGAGGUCGAGAGAUCUGUUCUUGUCGCAGUUCUUGGAUGUAUAUCAUCAUGUCCUGGACUUUCUCUGUAUGCCCUGCAAAGGAAAUGAUGGUUGUAAUGUCUCAAAUGUGGAUGCCUCUGAUGGAUACAUAACACAGUUUGAAAUUCUUGUAGGUGUAAAAUUACUUGAUCAGGAUGAUAGCAUUCCAAUUGUAGUUGCUGAUAGGUAGCAUGAAUUAUUGAAUAGUGAAACUGGUAGGGUGGAAGCUAGGAUUGUACUUGGUAGUUGAUGGUUGUAUCAUGUAUGUCUUACCAUGAUCCUCUGGUAAAAGGGAAAGUGGUGAAAUGAACAUUUAAGACCAGGGUGAGGGAUCACAUUGAUAUUUCCAAGCUAGUUUUUCAUCUCUUUAGGAAGGUCAGAUCUGCAUUACUGCGUUGAAUAUUAGUGAUGGGCUUGCCACAGAGACUCCGUAGUGAAACUGCAGAAAAGGUUGCACUUGUGGGUGCAGCUUUAAAUAGCUCACCGCAGUUUUCUGAUGCAAGUCCCUCUGCUUUAAGCAGCAUGGACAGUGUACACACUAGUGGGCUGGCUGCAUGUACUCUGGGAUCUUCAUUUGAUGAUUUUCCAAAGAAUGCCUCCUUAGAGAUUUCAAAUGUUUCUGAUAAUACGAUUUAUAAAGGAGCCAUGGAAGUCACUUCCAAUGUCCACAGUUUGAAGAUUGGUUCAACAGAUAGAAGUAAUCCUUUUGCUUCAAAAAGUGGACGAAGUGUUCAUGUUCCUGUUUCAAGGGUUGUUGGUUUUGAAUCAGGCCGAACAAGUACUUUAACUGAUGGGUUGUCUGAAAUCCCAGCUGCAAAUGUUCAUUCUUCGGCAUUUACUAAUGUCCCGGCGAAUGACACUGAAUCUGCCAGUUCAUUGGUCAGGAAGCGACUUUUAUCUCCACUGAGCAGUAUGCUCUCCCCAAGUCAUUUUAAAGGUGAUCCUCUUGACAUUAGUGGCAGAAUUAAUGAGAGUGGUGCCCUUGUCAAGAAUGAUAAUGUUAGAAAUUCCAUCACACAGGAUAAUAAGAAGGCAAAUAUUGGAAGUAAAAACAGUUAUACAAUGCCUUCUUGGUCCUUGAUAAGUUGCUUUGAGCAAAGAAACACACCACCACAUAGUACAGAGUCCGUUUUUCAAACUAAUGAUCCUUUGAAGGAAAAUAGAGGACUACCAUCACAGGGUGGUUCACUCACUGCUGGAAUUGAUCACUUUAAGGAAUCAACUCAGGUUAGAUCUGAAAGUCGCAUAAUAUCUGUAUCUCCUAAAAACACGAGUUCUCUUUCCUUGUCACCUCUUGGUCCUAAAUUUUCUGAAAGAAUAAAAACUGCUGGAGGAUGUAGGAAUGUCGUUGAAGAGAUAAAGAAUUGCAAUAUAACUUUAAGGACUGUAGAACAAUCACUUGACAAUUCUAACACAUGCCUUAUGCUAAAUCAUAAGGAUGAUGACGAUUCAGGAGUUGCACGAAAAUCUUUUGAUGAUGUUGAAUUCUUGUGCCAAGAUUUCUGUCCAUCUUCUUUGGAUGAUAUUGCUGAUGCGAGUUGGCCUCUAUCUCAAGAAUCAGCUCCCACCUUUCAUUCCAUGAGAUUCACUAGAAGUUUGAGUGGGCUUUCUGUCAGAAGGUCUUUGGUUGGUUCAUUUGAGGAGUCUCUUUUAUCUGGCCGGUUCUUAUCUGGAAACAAUAGCAAGAAAAUCGAUGGUUUUCUUGCUGUGCUAAGUAUUACUGGGGGGAACUUCUCUCCUAAAUCACAGAAGCUUCCAUUUUCUGUUACUAGUGUCGAUGGAGACUGUUAUCUACUGUAUUAUGCAUCAAUCGACCUCGCCGGAAAUUCUUCAACAAACAAGUUUAGAGGUCAAUUGCUGAAGCGAGGGCUUAAAAAUGAUGAUUCACAAAUUGUAAAAAGCCGUUUGCGUAUACCAAUGAAAGGACGGAUUCAACUGGUGCUGAGCAAUCCAGAAAAGACUCCCCUUCACACUUUCUUUUGCAACUAUGAUUUGAGUGACAUGCCAGCUGGUACCAAAACAUUCAUGCGCCAAAAAGUCACCCUUGAAUCAUCCGGCUCCACUUCUCCUCAGUUGAAACAGAGAUCAACAGGUUUUAACAGUGGAGUCGAUAAGGGGAUUCCAUCAAUACAAAAGAAUCAUCACAUGGCUAGUAGUGGAGAACUAAUGCACACAGAUGCAGUUGAUGUUGUAAAUAAAUCGAAAUCUACAAAUCAAGGAAAUCGAAAUGGCGCUCGAUUGUUGAGUUUAUUAAACAAAGAGGAUUCUUCCAAGCAAUCUCCAAACAUGAAAAUGUUGGGAGUCCCCACGUCAACAAAGCUUAAUCAUGAAUGUAUUACUGAUGAAUGUGAGAGGAAUGAAAGAAGCUGUUGGGAUAAAACAUGUGAUGAAUUAGGGAAAUCAUUUCAUUCCUGUUCAAAGGUGAAUGACAACUCUAAUAGUGGUGGCCCCCUUCGUUAUGCACUUCACCUCCGCUUUAUUUGUCCUUUCCCCAAGAAGACCAAUAGAUCAGCUCAAAAAUGCAAACAUAAUUCUCUUCCAGAAAAAGCUGGAUUGGACAUGGAUGGGGAACGGAGAUUCUACUUAUGUAAUGAUUUGAGGGUUGUGUUCCCUCAGCGUCAUUCAGAUGCUGAUGAGGGCAAGUUGAACGUGGAAUACCAUUUCCCUGAAGAUCCGAGAUACUUUGACAUCAACUGAAAAUUCUAGAUUACCUCCUUGAAAAAAGUAUGCUGCUUUUGCUGACCCACUUGUACAUAAUCACAAGUUUGUCUUCACUUGAGUCAUGUCCACUUGAAAAAUGGCACUAACCCUUUUCCCCCUUGUAAAUAAACAAUUUCAAUAAUUCAAUGGGUUAACUAUUUUCAAUUGCUGAUUAACUAAGAAGUUAACAUGAAAACCGGAUGUUGAAAUGCAUAGGGGAACUUGAUUACCCCACACUUUAUAUUGUUUUCUAGACCCAAAGAUGCAUUUUAAGAAGUGCAUGUGGUGACUAUCAAAAUCGUGUUAAAUGAAAAAGAGAACAGAAAAGAAAAGAAAAGAGAAGGAUUAUCUAGUGACUU